Molecule: messenger RNA, 1303 nt
Organism: Spirodela intermedia
Lineage: Eukaryota; Viridiplantae; Streptophyta; Magnoliopsida; Alismatales; Araceae
Source: the annotation of a GenBank genome assembly
AUGGAUGAUCUGGGCUGUCCACCAAGAAAGUCAAUUAUUAAUCUUAAUCGUCUAUUAGAGGGGCCUAACUCUCAAGAAGAUUAAGGCAUCUCGCCCUCCUCCUGAAGGACGCUUUUUGACUCUUUCUUUAGCAAUGGCUAGCCGAAGGAAACAAGAAGGAAAUCAAGGCCUGAUCAAUGACAUUCUUAUACCCAAGAUCAUCAUGGAGAAGAGAUUACCUAGAGCGCAUCAAGAUCAUCACAAAUAAAGCAUCACUUGGCCUAGGACUGACACACAAUGAGGUUUGUGUAAGAUUCAGAUUUGGAGCGUCUUUAUAAUCCUCUUCAUAGAUAGAUUAACUUUAAUUUCGAACUAGUUUUAUCAUUUAUUCUUUUAUUCUAUUCUAUUAGAUCUAUUCUCUCCCCUUUGUCAUGCUUUUCAUAACUCUUGUCUUCACCCUUUUGCAUUUAAUUCUGUCCUUCACAAUCUCAUGUAUAUAUAUAUCUAUAUAAGAAAUAAAAUAAGUAGAAUUUAUACUCUCAUUACCCACGCUCUUUGAGGAUCAACCUUACUUAUCUUAAAUAGAAGAGUAAGGUUUUAUAAAUAUUAUUCGCAUGAACUUGGUUGCAUCAUGAUGACAUAUUUAACCUCCAAUUCGAGUUCAUCAAUAGGACAUAGACAGCUACAAGUGAAUCAACUAAGGUCGUGUUGGCAUCGGUCGGUGUGUUCAGUAGAGGUGCAGAAGAGUUCGAGUCAACCAUGAUGUCAAGUUGUUGUGGUACAAGGGAGAAGUUGUCAAGUGAGAAGAUGAAUAGUCUCCUCCCACGGGUGAGGAGAGUCACCACCUAGAGAUCCGCCGACUGAAGAUGGGAGAUCUGCCAGCUAGGAGAUUCAGCUAAAGACAAGAGGUUUUGACGCUCGAGGCGUCUGGAGGUGACGCUUGGGGCAUCAAAAUGCAAUGCUCGGAGCACCGAGAGUCAUCGCACAAGGCUUCAGGAGGUGACACGUUAGGCAUUAGGAGGUGACACUCGGGGCAUCAGAAGACAAUGCACAAAGCACCGUGAGUUGAUGCACGGGGCAUCCGAGUUCAAUGCACAAGGCGUUAGAAAAGCUAGUGAUGUGACUUAGUCGUUGUAUAGUAAAUCAUGCAAAUUUAAAAUUUAUAAAACUAAAAAUACGAAUUUUCAGAUAUUUAGAAGUAUUUCUAAAUAAAUAUGAUGGCGAGCGGGACCCGUCUCCAUCAACUCAGGAGACACCGGCAGUCCGAGUUCAGCCCGAUCGACGUGCAAAGACGAAGGAGCCUGGCUUUCGCUACACGGCCUAG